Thunnus maccoyii (southern bluefin tuna) is the source of this 5293-nucleotide messenger RNA. Its product is annotated as NLR family CARD domain-containing protein 3-like. Lineage: Eukaryota; Metazoa; Chordata; Actinopteri; Scombriformes; Scombridae. The record is from RefSeq and is a predicted model, not a curated record. Gene Ontology annotation, molecular function: protein binding. The coding region runs from base 1065 to 4337 and encodes 1090 amino acids. The transcript has 11 exons.
UCCGUUACAGGCGAAAUAAUAAAACUGCGCAACGCUCGGGUAAGACGACGUUUAUGUUUUUGCAUAAAGAAGUUCUUCAUUAAAUGGAGUAGAAUAUUUAAGAUUAUCUUGGUAGGCUUAAUUUUAAAGUAGUUUGCUGUAUAGAUCAACUUUAGGUUUGUUUGGUUUUUUUUUGGUUUGUGCAAGUUAACUUCAGAGGAUCGAUGGAGUUUGACUGAGUUAGUUGAUAACCAGCUUCGUAGUACUGAUUAUCUGUACGGCCGAUGUUAGGCUCGGUGAAGCCAGAUAACGAAAAGAUAUCCUGGGCAUGUUGAACUUGCUUCGUAGUGCAGGUCCCAGAUCAGAUUAACUUUGUGUGGACAAAAGUGUAGGCCUUCUGCUAAUCAGUGAGAAUUUUAAAACAUGAAAAGAAACUGAAACCAACCAUGUCGCAGCUCUGCUAAGAGAUCCUUUUAUUCAAGUUUAAGGUGUGUUAGGUUUUAUGCUUUGAAGUAUACCUUUUAAUAACAUUAGGAUCUUAUAACGUAAGAGCCAUUUUUGUUAAUGUUUUGUUGGUAAACCUCCCGCAAUUUGCGGGGAGCAGGGCCGCUGUCAAUCAGGCAGAGUUUGACGUCAUCAGGUGUUGGGAGAAUUGGGAGAAGCAAACAGUUUUUAACCGUGCGGUAAAUUCUUUCUUUCUUUUGUCUAUGUUUGGGUAAUGGACUUACAACAGGAACAGUGGAUGUACUCUGUGUGUAUUUUUGGAAACCCACGGACUAGGGGUCACUACAUGUAGGUUGAUCAUGUUUGUCAGGAUGUGAACUCCAGAAGGUUCUGGGGAUAUUUUGACCUGCAGCAGGUCAGUACUGUUAGUUUUCUGCUCUUGUAGUGACUGAUGAGUCACAAAAGUGACAUCAGUCAUAAUCAUUAAUAAUAUCGUUUUAAAUGAUAUAUUUCUAAUGUAUUCUACACUAAUCAUCAAAUACAUGUUUCUCAUAGACAUUCAUUUCUUUAUCCAGAUGUAGAAUCUGACUGUCAAAGAAUCAGUUUUGUGGCUAGGAGAGAAAUUGGGUGUUUCCUCCAAAAUGGACGCUGCCGAAAAAACUGAAAAGUAUCCUGAACAGCCACAACUGCCUGGCUCAUCCUGCAGGUUUAUGAAAAGUGAUGCUUCCAUGAAGGGUCGUCAUGACUUCUGCAAAGAAGCAGCUGAUAGUUCAAUUACAUCUGAGAAAUCAGACCUACCUGCCUCAUCCUGUGUGUCUAUGAAAAGUGAUGCCUCCAUGAAAGGUCGUCCUGACUUCAACAAGGAAGAUGCUGAUAGAGACCCACACGGCUGUUCAGAAUCAACAGAAAUGGAUGCUAAUGCCAUAUUCAAGUUGGUGGAAGUUUGUGGCACACUCAUUUGGCAGAGAGAGCUUAGAAAGUAUAAAAGGAUGCUCUUUCCACACCUGUCACAAUCUUCUGAGAGUGAAAACCAGGAUAAGGACAGAUUGACUACUGAAGAUAAACAGGAAGACAGCAGUGCCAGUGAGGGGGCUCUGAAGAUAACACUACAUGUCUUAAAGGACAUAGGCCAAAGAGAGCUUGCUAACCAACUGGAGAAACACAUUUAUGGUGAGCUUGAUGUCUGCCAACGCAAACUCAGACAGAAAUUGAAAAAGUAUGAAUACAUAUACGAGGGAGUGCCACAGCAUGGAAACCGGACACUUCUCAACAAGGUGUACACCGAGCUCUACAUCACGGAGGGAGCCAGUGGAGCCAUUAAUGAUGAACAUGAGGUCAGGCAGAUUGAAGCUGCAACCAGAAGACAAGCAACAGAAGAGAAGCCAAUCAAAUGCGAAGACAUCUUUGAGCCCCUCCUCGGACAAGACAGAUUCAUCAGAACCGUGCUGACUAAAGGAAUUUCUGGUAUUGGAAAAACUAUCUCUGUACAGAAGUUUAAUCUGGAAUGGGCAGAGGGAAGGGUUAACCAGGAUAUCCAACUCCUAAUUAAUCUGCCAUUUCGGGAGCUGAAUCUGAUGAGGGACAGACAGUGCACGCUGAUACAGCUUCUUCAUCAUUUUCUUGCAGAGGCAAAAGAAUCAGGGAUUUCAAAUUUUGGCAAGUACAAGCUUGUGCUGAUAUUUGAUGGGUUGGAUGAGUGCCGGCUCCCCCUGGACUUUGCCCACAAUGAGACCUGCUGCAGCAUCUCGGAGCCAGCUUCAGUGGAUGAACUGCUGACAAACCUCAUCAAGGGGAACCUGCUGCCCUCUGCACACAUCUGGAUCACCUCCAGGCCUGCAGCUGCAAAUCGUAUUCCAGUUGAUCUUGUUGAUCGUGUGACAGAGAUUCGAGGGUUCAACAACCCCCAGAAGGAAGAGUACUUCAGGAAAAAAAUCUCUGAUCAAAACAUGGCCAGUAAAGUCAUCUCACAUGUUAAGUCAACCAGGAGCCUCCAUAUCAUGUGUCACAUACCAGUCUUCAGCUGGAUAUCUGUCACCGUUCUGCAGAAGAUUUUAGAAGAAGCAGAAAUGAAGAGAGUAGAGGAGGACGGGGACAGAGGAGAGAUGCCCAAGACUCUGACACAGAUGUACACACACUUUCUGGUGUACAACUCGUUGAUCAAAACUCACAAGUACCCAGCAGGACAGGAGGCAUCUGAAACUCAGUCCCAGGUCAACAUGGAUGAAGAGAUGAUCUUGAAGCUUGGAAAACUGGCCUUUGAGCACCUGAUGAAAGGCAACAUGAUCUUCUAUGAGAAUGAACUGAAUGAGUACAAUAUCAACGUCAAUGAUACUGCGAUAUAUUCAGGAAUCUUCACUCAGAUCUCAGAGAAUGAUGUCGGAUUUCAUCUGGAGAGGGUCUACUGCUUUGUGCAUCUCAGCAUACAGGAGUUUUUUGCGGCAAUGCACGUUUUGCACACAUUCAUCUGCAACAAUCAGAACUUGCUGGAACCACAACAAACCAUCACCACCCAGGAGGCUCCCAGUGACAUAACCAGUCUCCUAAGCAGUGCAGUGGAUAAGGCCUUGCAGAGUGAGAACGGACACCUAGAUCUUUUUCUACGUUUCCUUCUUGGCCUCUCACAGACAUCUAAUCAGACUUUGUUGAAGAGUGUACUGACCACAAUGAAGGGCAGUUCACUAAGAAAUGAGGAAAUCGUUGAGUACAUCAAGGAGAAGAUCAGGCAAAAUCUGUCUCCAGAAAGAUGCAUCAACCUCUUCCACUGUCUCAGUGAGCUAAAUGAUCAGUCUCUUUUGGAGGAGAUCCAAAACUACCUGAGUUCCGGCAGGUUGUCAGAGACCGAGCUGUCACCUUCACAGUGGUCUGCUCUGGUCUUCAUGUUGCUGAACACAGACGAGUUGGAUGAGUUUGAUCUGAGGAAAUAUUCAAGAUCAGAGGAGGGUCUUCUGAGACUGUUACCAGUGAUCAAAGAAUCCAGAGUAGCCUUGCUUAAAGAAUGCAACCUGGCAGAGAAAUGCUGUGAAGCACUUGCAGCUGUUCUAAGCAAUUCAUGUCUGAAAGAGCUGGACCUAAGUGAUAAUGACCUGAAAGACUCAGGGGUGGAACUGCUGUCUGCUGGACUGGCCAGUCCAACAUGUCAACUAGAAAAACUGAGUCUACCAUUCUGUGGAAUCACAGAGAUUGGCUGUGGAUUUUUGGCUGAAGCUCUGAGGUCCAACCCCACCCACUUGAAGGAGCUGGAUCUGAGUUAUAAUCAUCCGGGGCAACUGGGAAUGGAGCUGCUGACCUCUGUACAGAAGGACAUUGAACACCUCACUGUCAGCUUGAACGGCAAUGCUGAGUGUUACUUGAAAUCAGCUCUGAAGAAAUAUGCAUGUGAGCUUACCAUGGAUCUGAGUACGGCCCAUUCACUGCUGUCUUUUUCUGAAGACAACAAAAAAAUGACACGAAUGAAAACAGCUCAGCCAUAUCCUGACAGCCCUGAGAGAUUUACAGACUGGGGGCAAGUGCUAUGUAAAGAGGGUCUUUCUUCUCGUUGCUACUGGGAAGCCGAGUGGACUGGAGAAUGGACAGGUAUAGGAGUGGCUUAUAAAGGAAUCAGCAGGAAAGCAAAAGGUAAUGAUUGUGUCCUAGGCUACAAUGACCAGUCCUGGAGUCUGCGCUACUGUCAAGGAAAAUACACUGCCUGGUACAAGAAGAGUGAUGCAAGCAUAUCUGUCCCAUUCUUCGACUCCAAAAAGGUUGGAGUGUUUUUGGACUGGUCAGCUGGCACUCUGUCCUUCUACGCCGUAUCAUCAAACACCAUGACUCACCUGCAUACCUUCCAUGCUAAAUUCUCAGAGCAGCUUUAUGCAGGCUUCAGACUGGGAUAUGAUGAUACUUCAUUAACUCUGUGCCAGCCAGAGUACCCAUAAAUACCCAUAUUCAAUGUAUAUGUUCAUAAAACAUGUACAUAGAAGAAAUAAAGGCUGAAAAUAAAGGGAUUUCAGAUGGCCUUGUUUCUGACAUGCUAUUUCAAAUUAUAUCAAUAGUAAAUUCCUAUCAACUACAGUAACUGUGCCCAUCAAGUCACGGAUUUCUAUCAGAACUCUAGGCUGCUUCUCAUCUGCAUGCUGAAAUGUGUAGUCACCUAGUUACCUUUGCUCUUUAGGGACAUCCAAGUUCCUUACCUUGUCCUCUAGGGUUAGGGUUAAACAACCUGCAAAAGACACCCAUGCAUAAGGAGUUAGGAGUCACAUAUUGGUAGGAAGUGGGAAUUGCUAAUUAUUUCAUUUGGAUCCCGAAUAGCAUAUUAGGAACACACUAUCUGGAGUCACUAUUGGUACACACAGUUGCCAACUGGGCAAACUCCAAGGUCAUGUGUUAAGGUUAAAAGUUUUUGAGAAAAACAAGUGAGUGGACAUUGUUAUAAGACUUUUAUUUAUUGUUUAUGAGUAUAUGUCAUUGUGUGUUCUGGCAGUUUGAAUAUCUUCCCAGGAAAAUUGUCUGUUUUUUAUCUGUACAGAACAGAACAGAUGAUAAAAAAUAAUACAAAGAUAAAACUGCAUCUCAACUUUAUGUUAGGACGAAAGAAUGCAAGUAUCAGAUUAACUGUAUGUUUUGUGUAUAACUGUAACGUGUUAGGACACAGACACCAAACAAUUAGCUUGUUUUAUCUUGCAUUUAUUUUCUGUAAUGACUGCACAUUUUCAUGUGUUUGAACUAUAUUGUUUGCACAUUAUAUUCUAAUGCAUUUUUUACUGGUUGAUAGGACUGUGAUCAUUGGGUGACAGUGUUGAAUUACAUGAGAAAAAAAGUAAAGUAGAAAUUGGUCAACAAGCAUGUCACUCAAAAAAAAAGGAAAUAAAUAAAUGAUUCAUGUCAAAACCUG